Messenger RNA from Lycium barbarum (goji berry), 1074 nucleotides. RefSeq names its product protein OXIDATIVE STRESS 3-like. NCBI's taxonomy places the organism in Eukaryota, Viridiplantae, Streptophyta, Magnoliopsida, Solanales, Solanaceae. The transcript is spliced from 2 exons. The record is from RefSeq and is a predicted model, not a curated record. The coding region runs from base 337 to 873 and encodes 178 amino acids.
CCAUAUGCUUGUCGUGAUACCUAGUUCAACUUUGGACACGUGUACAACUUUUUUUAUGCCAAUCUUGAUCAGCUAAUAGAUGGUAUCGCCAAUUUCUGUGUACUCCCCUGUCCCGUAUGUCCCAAAAGUGAAAGUUAACUAAUCAACACAUUAUCUUGUUCUGCAUGUCCACCUAUUACCCAUAUAAAUGCUUCCUCAGCAUUCAGAAAAGUCCCAUGUUCUUUUGCGUGCUUAAUAACUGAUAGACCAAAAGUUUUUAGCUGACUCAAAAGUUGUUGUUUGCUUUCCCCUUUUUUCUUGUAUAUCUUCUUCUAUUUCAAGAAUUACUUAUCCAAAAUGGGUGAUAGCAAGAUUCAGUUGUUUCAAGAUCAAUGGUUUCAAUGUGGUAGUAAUAUGAAGAAUAAAGAUCAUUCUUCGUGGAUGAUUAAUGAAGGCAAUAAUAGCCCUUCUUCUUCAUCCAUUGGAGAAUCAACGAUAUCGAAUGCAUCUUGUUCUUCUUCACUAGAAACAAUGGAUGAUGCAUCCUCACCUGCUUCAUGUACUUCGUCUUCUGAUGGGGCUUUGUGUGAUUUAUCAACCCUUAUGGCCCAAUUGCCCAUCAAGAGAGGGCUUUCAGAGUAUUAUGAGGGCAAAUCGGAGUCAUUUACAUCUUUGGCAACCGUGAAAAGUGUAGAAGAUCUUCCAAAGAAAGAAACUCCUCAUAGUAGGAACAUGAAGUCUUACAAGAGUUCUUACAAGUCAUACACUCUUCCUAAGCCAAUCAUCUUCAAGAAAGCUUCGAGGACUUCAUUUUUAUCAUCAUGUUAUAAUAGAAAGUCAAAUUCUUCUAUCAGCCGGAGCAGACUCCCUCUAAUUCCUGUACAAAGAAGUUAAUUAGAUAUAUGAUCACCUUAGUAUAUUAACCUUUAAUUUUAACUAAGAAGUGGGGAGGAACAAAUGGGAAUACAAUUUUUGGAAAUAUGAAAUCAUGAUUACAAAAUUACUGUGGUUGCCUCACCUCUCUUCAAUGGAAGUAUUGAUCUAAUACAAAAUUAUGUUUGGCAAUUUUAUAAUCCAUUAUUAAUGUUUAAGUGA